AUGAACGAAGAAUAUAAACUAGGCAAUUUAGAGAAGCUUACAGUAGCACUCAGAGUUCCAUCGACCCUGGAGAUUUCUCUGGCAAGUAGAACCAAACAAGAAGCAUGUAUGUUGCAAGUGGCUCAGGUCGUCAUUGCUGUCAUAUCUCAGUACCUCACUAUCCAGCUAUUGGUUGAUAUUUUUCACGUUCUCUUCCAUCCAACGAUCACAAAUCUCACUAAGUGUGAGUCAGUUCGUGGACCAAAUGAGACUGCAAAUCAAAGACGCACAAUGGCCAAGAAAAUGGAUCCGAACUGGGGAGUGAAAGUUUUCAAAUUAAAGUUGAACAAGGGUGGAGGGGAUGGGCGUUGUAGCAUAACCCUCCUCCUCUGGACGGCUGAAAUACGCUGCGGCUAA
Opisthorchis viverrini is the source of this 396-nucleotide messenger RNA. RefSeq lists its product as hypothetical. Bases 1 to 396 code for a protein of 131 amino acids. Lineage: Eukaryota; Metazoa; Platyhelminthes; Trematoda; Opisthorchiida; Opisthorchiidae. The transcript has 2 exons. The record is from RefSeq and is a predicted model, not a curated record.